GAGUCAGUGUGGUGGGUUUCGGGCUGUGCGUCUCUUCCUUCUCUGUUCCUGUGCUGAGGUGCCACCCCCUGCCCUGCUUUUCCCUUUGGGUCUUGUUCCCACCUCGGCUUUCUUACAAAGGCGACCUCAGGAAAGGCCUCGGUGCUGGUCGGGUCCUCUGACAGGAAUCCGAUGCAGCAGGCAUGGAGUUGGGGAUGGGCUGCAGCUUUUCAUACACCGGCGAGGGCCAAACGCGUGACAUCACAGCAACUAAUUUGUAUUACAAGCACUUAAACAAUUAAAACGCUGAACACAGCGUGUCUUUCCCGUACAGGCUGCUUUCAGGGAGCAGGAAAGCGCCGAUUUGUAGUCACUGCCAUAACAACUCAGCUUUGGGUACCUCAGGGUGCUGUGGCCACCUCUGGGUGCCGCGGGUGCCCCACGUCCCUGUGUGCAGUUCAUGUUCUCAGUGUCAAACACUGCCGGCCCUCAGCCCUGCUGGGACCCUUAGCUGGGCUUGGGUACGCCUCGAAAGUAUGAACUUGAGGCCUUUUCUUUCCUGUCUAUCAUUUCCCAGUCUUCUGCCUUCCCAUACAACAGGAAUUAGAUAUUUUGGAUGGUUUAGAACAUGAAUAAUGUUCAAGGGGCAAAGAGCUUCUGAAAACUUAAUCAAUCAUAGAAUCAUUAAGGUUGGAAAAGACCACUAAGAUCAUCUAGGUCAACCGUGCACUCCAUCACCCAUGCCCACUGACAGUGUCCUUUAAAAUCAACCCUUCAUCAGCUCUUACUGCUUUAAGUACUGCCAGGCAGCACAAGAAGGCUCCGGUUCCUAUCGCUGCGCCUUGCUGAAUAGUGCUGCAAAGCCUCCUGAUGGCUGUGUGGGUGUGUAGGGGAAGAAGUAAUGAGGAUAAGAAUGAGUGGUGACACUAAAUAAUGUCAUAUGCACUGAAUUUCUUCCUGCACCAAGUCAGUUCUGAAGCAUAGGUUUCUCAGCUGACUCUCGUAACGUGUUGGUACGGUCAGAGGGAACCCAUUAUGUAGAACCUUUAAGUUUGUUUUGAAUGUUUCCUUCUCUUAUGCAAUAAUACUGCAUUAAAAUCCAAAGAUGACCAAUGCAUUAGAUUUCCCUGGAAAUCAUGGCAGAAAAAUGGCACUGUCUUUAUUGACACAUUCAGAUACACACAAUAGAAAACCUGUUCCCUCAGGUGCAGCAGCAGAGUAACAAACCUGCCAGAAAUAAAUCUGGAUAUUCUUCAACAUUUUCUAACGAGACCCUCCUACAUCAUCUGCAUCAUCACUGCUGCCCUAGUUACACAUUUCCUUUCAGCCUGUGCAAUAGCACAUCUUUGUAGCCAGGAUGAUGUCCUGUAAAACAUUUUGUAAGUCUGUUUUGGACUUGGAGCUUUUAAAAAAGUUAAAAACUUACAGGAUACUUUAAUUGCUUCCUUGAGAAAUACACAGCAAUGCGCUUUUAAACAUGAGAAAGAGGGUUGGUGCAAAACAAGGAAAUAUCUCUCCCAAGUAUGUGAGGCUUGGCAGUUAUCAUGGGGGGAAAAAUAAUCAUAAAAAUGUGGGAGGCAAGAAAAGCACAGCAGGAACUCCUUAGCUGUAAAAAUAUGCAGCGUGUAUAACUUACUAAAUGCCUCCUUUCUGUGGCUUUACUUACAUGCUACAACACCUCUGGGGUUAAUAAAUUGCAAGAGUUAAAGCAUACCGCUGCCAACACCACUUUAUUGAACAGCAGAAGGGAAACGAGCCCCUGGAUUUGGUGCUGUUUGACAUCAUGAGUAACCAAAGAGUUAUGGUUUGUAGCAUAAAGAAGGAUUUUUAAAAUUUGAUGCUAUAUAAAUUGACAUUAAGAGUUACCUUUUAAGACGGUAUUCCUUCUGCAAAAAGCAGAACCCAUAUAGAGGAAAUCAUCCGUGGAUUGAUUGAGCAAGGGAAGUUUUCUCAAGCUUGCCUUUAUAUUUCUCGUCUGGAGCAGUCUGGAAAUGAUGGUGUGGGAAAGUCUGAGUCACUUUACACUCUCCUGGCUGAACGAAUGUUGUCUGCUGUGAGCAAAGCACUCGGUGGGAGCGAUGAGAUGCUCCUGCAGACAUUGCAGUCAGUGGGUGAACCUCUGAAGUGGCAGAAGCAGAAGAAAGAGGAGUGGCUUAGCAGUGAGCAAGGGAUGGAGCCUUCUUCCACCUGGCGUCCAAACUUCUGGGGGAAAGAUCUGGAGAAAGAACUAACACAGUACUGGACAGCCCAGAUUCCCCACUUUAUCCCCACUGGUGACACAGAUGAGACUGCACUAAAACAGCAUCUGAGUCAGCUGGAAACAACAUUCCUCCCCAAGCUGGAGCACAGAAGUGGUUUCUUCAAGGAGGCAGGACUGCUCAUCCCCUACGCCCGGUGCUGCCAUGCCUCUUUGUCUUCUCACUUUUCCGCCCUUACUGACAGUGAGCACUGCACCUUCAGCCAAGGGCUUUUAGUUUAUGAGUGGUGCCUAAAAGCAUACAGAAGGGGCAGUGGGACGUGGCUGGGACACAGGCAGAGCUCCGAGCACAUUGAUGUGCAGAGCCUCAUGUGGAUUAUUCUGAAGACAGAAGAAAAGUUACUUGCAGUCGCCCGGAAGGAAGUAGGGAAAGCCCUGAAUGAAGCCUUUGAUGCUGGGAAAACCCCUUGCACAGAUGCUGCAAUCAUUCAGAUAUUAACAGAGAAGACAAAAGCAGCCCAUCACAUCAGUGAGAGCCUGAGGGAGAAGGUGGAAGCUGUAUGCCUGGAGGAGUACCUGAGCUUCCUGGACAGCUAUGAAAACAAAGUAAAAAGCUUACUCCAGCAUGAUGGCUUUCAUGGGAUCUCCAGCAGCUUGAGAACCAUUGAGAAUUUCUGCAUUCUCAGAAAUGUCUGGUAUAACUUAACGUACCUUUGUAGUGCCAGCACUGAUCAGGAUGUUAAGAUAAAAGGAAUUAUAGACAGGACGGAAGAUAAGAUUACGGAGCAUUUGCUGCAGACGGUCACUGCUGAAGUCAAGGGAACACUGAAGGAUCAUUUCAGAAAGAGUGACAGUGGUUUCGGACGCAUCCUUGAAUUCUUACAGCAAAGCUUUUUGGUGUUUAAGAAGAAAAAAACAGAGAAAUAUCAGGGCCUAGUCAAGUCUGUGAACAACAUAAUUACUGAGGAAUACGUGCAAGCCCUCCUGGCCACUUCCAGGAAAUCGUCUGUGCGGAGGAGGAGGCAGAUUGUCAGCAAGAUGGAAGAAGAUCAUAGGAUGCUGCAAACCACCUUUAAAGAGUGCUUAGGUCCCACAGCUGAUGCUCUCAAGGAUCCCAUCAAAAUAAUUUUAGGACUUAUUCAAGCUCCUGAUGCUGAGGGGACGAAAAUAGCCCUGCUGCCCAUGCUCAGCCAAUUUCCUGAUCUAAGGGAAGAACAUCUGAGCGCGGUGUUGGACAUCAAAGAGUCGCUCCGCCAAGAAGACAGAAUUGCUCUCUUGAAGAUAUUUCAUGAUAAUUGUAGGAAACCUGAUAUAGAAAGCAACUUGCUUUUUGAAGAUAUAGAAGUAGAAGGUGGAAUGUGUGCCCGCUGUUGCUGCUUUUGUUCUUAGGAGAGUCAGACCUACUGUGAGAAACUUGAAGUUCUCUCUCCCACGUGGCAGUAUCUGCAGUUACAGCUCCUGCAAAGCUUCAUGGACUCGUGCAGAUGGAUGCAUGAAGUGUGGCAGCUAUGGAAGCCAGAAUUCCUGCACUUCUGUGGGAAAACCACAUGGCCCAGAUCCUGAUGUUCCAUGCAAAGACCAGGCAGAAGUCGAUUGGGCUAUGGCUGAAAGACAUUCCUUCAACAUUGCCUAGAGAAUGCUGCUUAGCUGAGUCCUGGUGGUCAUUUCCAGGAUGUGCUAUCCUGAUGUGGAGGAAGGGGAGGAUCCCCUCUGCCAAAUUGCUGUUUCACACAAUCUCAUGCAUAAGAAGGGACUGCUGCACCAUAUGGUGUCCUAGCAGGUGAUACAGCAUGACGACUGUAUCACCUGCUACCACCUGCCCCAGGGCUCUCUGUAGAGCCUAGCCCGUGGGGCAUGGUGCAGGAUCCAGUCCCUGUAAACCUGACCUGGUAGAAAUGUGGCCUUUCCCUUAUCACACCAAGGUCUCAAGCCCCAAGAGCGGGAGCAGAAGAUGCCAUUUGUCCUUGUGCCCCUUGCUGGGAUGGCUCAUGGCAGUGUCCUUGUGGGAUGGGGAGCACUUCAUGUACAAGUUUCUCAGCUGGUGCUGGAGCACUGUUGCAUUCAUUUUUGUAUCUCAGUUACUGGAAAUUUCCUCUUGCUGUGUAAAGUACCUCCUUUGGAGAGGGAGUGGAAGGCCUUGAGGGAAUUAGGCAGUGCAAGCAGCUGUUGUCCCAGCCUCUGGGCAAGGUCUGUGCUGUUUUCAGAUGUAAAUGGGCAGUUCCGCUGAGGAAAGCACUAACUUUCUAGUUAUCUACGGACUGCUCACACCCUCGAGCUGAGUGUGGAUUCAAGGCCCUCCUUUAAUUUAGGUCACUACAGACCCGCUCCUCUCUGGCCAUGUAAACAAGAAAAAAGCUCUGCUACUUCAGAUCUGGUGCUGCUGGCACCAACACAAGGCUCUUCUCUAGUAGGAAAAGGGGCGAUCUGUGUGUAACCUGCAAGCUUGCAAGGCUGGGGCCAUGUCCAGCUCCUGGGCUGUGGGAUGGUGCAGGUCUGAAUGGGUGCCACCAUGCUUUGCAGCACCAUGCCAUGCAAACAGCCCUUCUGGAUGUGCCAGCGAUGAAGCCACAUCCUGGGGUGGCUCUGCGGGGUGGUGGACUCCUAUCACAGCGUGCAGUGCUGUGCUGAGAGUGCUGACAGCCCUGUCAGGCACACCGGGUCAUUUGUCCUCCCGUGCUGCCUAAUUGCACAUUUUUUUCAAGGGCAGGAAGUGAUUACAGCCCCAACUUUGUGACAACGGGAUUAGAGGCAGCCUCUGUUUAUUGGAAUUUCAAUCAACGAACCUUCCAGAGAAAAUAAAUAAAAACCCCUUUGACAUUUU
Molecule: messenger RNA, 4997 nt
Organism: Gallus gallus (chicken)
Lineage: Eukaryota; Metazoa; Chordata; Aves; Galliformes; Phasianidae
Gene: EXOC3L
Product: exocyst complex component 3 like
Exons: 12
Coding region: 2021-3565 (514 amino acids)
Biological process (GO): exocyst localization; exocytosis
Cellular component (GO): exocyst
Molecular function (GO): SNARE binding
Source: RefSeq, a predicted model, not a curated record